AUGGACGCUCUCCUUGUGAAGACGAAGAAAGAAGUGGGCAAGGGAGGCAAGCUGAUUUACCUGUACGAUGGUCCUCCUAUUUUCCCUCCUCAGACUGCACAAAUGGUGUGCUUUACGAGCCCAAACGAGACGUGGUUUCGUAUGAUGGCGAAGAACCCGCACAAGCGAACUCUAUUCAUGCCCCUGUGGGAUCUCGAGGAGCUCCAAACUGCCGCGAAAGCACUUGAUCUGGCGAUGGAUACCUCAGAUACCCUCUUGAAUUACGAGGAGGGGGCUCUUUCGGUUCUGGAUAAAGUCGAGCAGCGCUACCGGACUUUUGGUGGUGUUGCUCGUGAAUGCCUGUCCACAGUUGAAAGCAUCAUCGAGUCACGGCAAAAAGAGAUGGAGAUAUUUAUGUCCUAUUUCGAAAAUGUCGACAACUUGGUAAAUUUUUUUAACAGAACAGAGGCUGAGGUGGUGCUCCACGGCGUUGGUCACUACAUACCCAACCCAGAAGGCCCCGGAUUGUAUACGCUUGUGGUGGCAUCUGAGUUUGUCAAGCAGUUUUUAACUGAUCGCUGGAAGAGGCUGGAGGCCAGCACGCGAAAUAAAAUCUGUCGGGAGUUGCAGGCUAUAUCGGCUGCUGCAUCGUUUCGGGGUGUGCUAUUCAACGUACAUGAGAAAACCGAGCAGCAAGAUCAUUCAGCUGGACCUUGA
Phytophthora sojae is the source of this 696-nucleotide messenger RNA. RefSeq lists its product as hypothetical. The transcript has a single exon. Lineage: Eukaryota; Oomycota; Peronosporomycetes; Peronosporales; Peronosporaceae. Bases 1 to 696 code for a protein of 231 amino acids. The record is from RefSeq and is a predicted model, not a curated record.